AUGUGCUACACACAGGCCGCCUCAUGUUUCAUUUGGCACGAUAUUCGAGAUAUCGCAGUAUAUUCUCAUAGGAACAUAAGGCUGACGGAAACUCGGGGACUGCGCCUAUCUGAUGGGCCCCAAGAAGGGCGAAACCGGUCGUGGGCUGUCGAAGAGUUUUCAGCAACCUUAUAUCGCGAUGAGCUGUUCCGGCGAAACACACUACUCACAAGGUUGCUGAAUAUUCUUCGACAGCACACGGCCGGUUUCGUCCUCCUUGGAGUUCAUCGGGUAGGUGAAGUCUUCGAGUUUUCGUCAAAUUUAUUAUCUGCUUAA
Molecule: messenger RNA, 315 nt
Organism: Opisthorchis viverrini
Lineage: Eukaryota; Metazoa; Platyhelminthes; Trematoda; Opisthorchiida; Opisthorchiidae
Exons: 2
Coding region: 1-315 (104 amino acids)
Source: RefSeq, a predicted model, not a curated record